This is a messenger RNA of Penicillium cataractarum, 918 nucleotides long. RefSeq names its product alpha/beta fold hydrolase. NCBI's taxonomy places the organism in Eukaryota, Fungi, Ascomycota, Eurotiomycetes, Eurotiales, Aspergillaceae. The transcript has a single exon. The record is from RefSeq and is a predicted model, not a curated record. Bases 1 to 918 code for a protein of 305 amino acids.
AUGGCGGCAUCACCGACCAUCGACCUCGACCAAACCUUCGACCACUCUACUACUACUCAUAGCUACCAAAUCCGCUGGACAUCCCUUGGUGAUCCAGCAACACAACCUGUUAUUUUCAUACACGGCACGCCGUGGUCCUCACAAGUCUGGACCAACUACGCCCAAUCCUUCUCAAAAUACUUCCACGUCUACCUGUUCGACAACCCAGGCUUCGGGGCAAGUCCUCUCGGCAAGCCUCUCCCCGGCAAAGCAGAUGCCAUCAGCAAGGAGCUCGCUUUGGACGCAGGUCUCUCACAGCAGUCAGCAAUAUUUGCCACCCUGUUAGAGCACUGGGCAAAAGAGUGGCAGCAGAAACCACACGUUAUUGCGCAUGAUCAUGGCGGUCUGAUGGCUCUACGGGCUCAUAUUAUUCAUGGCUGCGAGUACGCCAGUCUAUGCUUGAUCAAUGUGGUUGCAAUCGGGCCAUUUGGUCAACCUCUAUUUAAACUGGUUGCCGAGAAUGAGAGCGUGUUCACUGCGCUGACAGGGCCGGUAUUUGAAGGGGUUGUCGAGGCGUAUAUCCGUGAUGCCUCGUAUCGAGGGUUGGAUAAGGAGACUAUGGAGAUGCUAAAGAGUCAAUGGAUUUCUACGGAGGAAGGGCGAAUAGGGUUUGUGAGACAGAUGGUGCAAGCGAAUAGUCGCAGUACCGAAGAGGUUGAGUGUAGGUAUUCGGAAGUGGGAAGAAAGAUGCCUGUGCGGAUUAUCUGGGGACAGGAGGAUGUAUGGAUUCCUGUGGAGACGGCGGCCAGAUUGAAGGCGAAGCUGAAUGCUCAGGACGUGGUGCUUAUUGAAGGUGCGGGCCAUCUAGUGAUGUAUGACCAGGAGGGCAAGCUGGGAGUGGAGCUGGGCUGGUGGCUGAGCCAGGUUUGCCACUUGUAA